Molecule: messenger RNA, 4124 nt
Organism: Felis catus (domestic cat)
Lineage: Eukaryota; Metazoa; Chordata; Mammalia; Carnivora; Felidae
Gene: MTTP
Product: microsomal triglyceride transfer protein
Exons: 18
Coding region: 474-2909 (811 amino acids)
Biological process (GO): lipid transport; lipoprotein metabolic process; cholesterol homeostasis
Cellular component (GO): endoplasmic reticulum; basolateral plasma membrane; Golgi apparatus
Molecular function (GO): lipid binding
Source: RefSeq, a predicted model, not a curated record
AGUUAGGGUUUUUGGAGAGGGACAUGCUUGUAGCGGUGUCUGUUUUUCCACCUCAAGGCAAAUGUGUACUUGGCGGGCAUGUAUCCAUUUAUGUAUUCCUAUGGGGAUGGAGGAGGGGUGUUAAGGCAUACCUAGUGUUACAAAUUUUAAAUGCGAAAACACUGAUGGAGGGCUCUUAAUUCUCUGCUGGAGAUGAAAGCGUAGCUCGCCUCAGCCAUAAUUUGUACCGAAGAAGGUUGCAUCACAUAAUUUCACCCAACUCAAAUGGAAAAUCACAUUUAAAGAGUCACACAACCGGUCUCUCAUUAAAUAAUGACCGUCUGUACAAACUCACAUAUUCCACUGAAGUUCUUCUUGAUCGGGGCAAAGGAAAACUCCAAGACAGUGUAGGCUACCGAAUUUCAUCUAAUGUGGAUGUCGUCUUACUGUGGAGGAAUCCUGAUGGCGAUGAUGACCAACUGAUCCAAAUCACAAUGAAAGACGUAAAUGUUGAAAAUGUGAAUCAGCAGAGAGGAGAGAAGAGCAUUUUCAAAGGAAAAAAUCCACCCAAAAUCAUAAGAAAGGAAAACUUGGAAGCUUUACAAAGACCUGUGCUCCUUCAUCUAAUCCAUGGAAAGGUCAAAGAGUUCUACUCAUAUGCAAAUGAGCCGGUGGCCAUAGAAAAUCUCAAAAGAGGCCUGGCUAGCCUAUUUCAGAUGCAGUUAAGUUCUGGAACCACCAAUGAGGUGGAUAUUUCUGGGGAUUGUAAGGUGACAUACCAGGCUCAUCAAGACAAAGUGAUCAAAAUUAAGGCGUUGGAUUCAUGCAAAAUAGAGAGGUCUGGAUUUACAACCUCAAAUCAGGUCUUGGGUGUCACUUCAAAAGCCACGUCUGUCACUACCUAUAAGAUAGAAGACAGCUUUGUUAUAGCUGUGCUUGCAGAAGAGACACAUGCUUUUCGGAUGAAUUCUCUACAAACCAUUGCAGGCAAAAUAAUAUCAAAGCAGAAAUUGGAGCUGAAGACCACUGAAGCAGGCCCAAGACUGAUGUCUGGAAAGCAGGUUGCAGCCAUAAUUAAAGCAGUUGAUUCAGAGUACAAGGCCCUUCCCAUUGUGGGACAGGACUUCCAGAGCAAGUGUAAAAGAUGCCCUUCCCUCUCGGAGCACUGGCAGUCUACCAGAAAACACCUGCAGCCUGACAACCUCUCUAAAGCUGAGGCUGUCAGAAGCUUCCUGGCCUUCAUUCAGCACCUCAGGACUGCGACUAGAGAAGAGAUCCUCCAGAUCUUAAAGGCUGAAAACAAGGAAGUAUUACCUCAACUGGUGGAUGCUGUCACCUCUGCUCAGACCUCAGACUCAUUAGACGCCAUUUUGGACUUUCUGGAUUUCAAAAGUGACAGUAGCAUUAUCCUCCAGGAGAGGUUUCUCUAUGCCUGUGGAUUUGCCUCCCAUCCCAAUGAAGAACUCCUGAGAGGCCUCAUUAGUAAGUUCAAAGGUUCCUUUGCGAGCAACGACAUCAGAGAAACUGUUAUGAUCAUCAUUGGGGCCCUCGUCAAGAAGUUGUGUCAGAAUGAAGGCUGCAAACUCAAAGCAGUUGUAGAAGCCAAGAAAUUAAUCCUAGGAGGACUUGAAAGAGCAGAGAAAAAAGAGGACACCAUGAUGUACCUAUUGGCUCUGAAGAAUGCUCUGCUGCCGGAAGGCAUCCCACUCCUUCUGAAGUUUGCAGAGGCUGGAGAAGGGCCCGUCAGCCACCUCGCUACCACCGCUCUCCAGAGAUACGAUGUCUCUUUCAUAACUGAUGAGGUCAAGAAGACUUUGAACAGGAUAUACCACCAGAAUCGUAAAGUUCAUGAAAAGACUGUGCGCACUACUGCAGCUGCUAUCAUUUUAAAUAACAAUCCAUCCUACAUGGAAGUAAAAAACAUUCUUCUUUCUAUUGGGGAGCUUCCCAAAGAAAUGAAUAAAUACAUGCUCACUCUUGUUCAAGACAUCCUACGUUUUGAAAUGCCUGCAAGCAAAAUGGUCCGUAGAGUUCUGAAGGAAAUGGUUGCUCAUAAUUAUGACCGCUUCUCCAAGAGUGGAUCCUCUUCUGCCUAUACUGGCUACAUAGAACGUACUCCCCAUUCAGCAUCUACUUACAGCCUUGACAUUCUUUACUCUGGUUCUGGCAUUCUAAGGAGAAGUAACCUGAACAUCUUUCAGUACAUUGGGAAGGCUCAUCUUCACAGUAGCCAGGUAGUCAUCGAAGCCCAAGGCCUGGAGGCCUUGAUUGCAGCCACUCCCGACGAGGGGGAGGAGAACCUUGACUCCUACGCAGGCAUGUCAGCCAUCCUCUUUGAUGUUCAGCUCAGACCUGUCACUUUUUUCAACGGAUACAGUGAUUUGAUGUCCAAAAUGUUGUCGGCAUCUGGUGACCCUAUCAGUGUGGUGAAGGGACUUAUUCUGUUGAUAGAUCAUUCCCAGGAGCUUCAGUUGCAAUCUGGACUAAAGGCCAAUAUGGAUGUCCAGGGUGGCCUAGCUAUUGACAUUUCAGGUGCAAUGGAGUUUAGCCUGUGGUAUCGUGAGUCUAAAACCCGAGUGAAAACUCGGGUGGCUCUGGCAAUAACUGGCAGCAUCACUGUAGACUCCUCUUUUGUGAAAGCUGGCCUGGAGAUCAGCACAGAAACAGAAACAGGCCUGGAAUUUAUCUCCACGGUGCAGUUUUCUCAGUACCCGUUCUUAGUUUGCAUGCAGAUGGACAAGGAUGGAGCUCCACUUAGGCAAUUGGAGACCAAGUAUGAAAGACUGUCCACAGGCAGAGGUUACGUCUCUCGGAGAAGAAAAGAAAGCCUCAUAGCAGGAUCUGAAUUCCCUCUCCACCAAGAGAACUCGGAGAUGUGCAAGGUGGUGUUUGCUCCUGAGCCAGCAAGUACUUCUAGCGGUUGGUUCUGAAACUGAUUGGUGAUGUUUCACUUGAAUCUGUCUUCCCAGAAGGGAUACCAUGUGACAUGCCUGUGUACUUGCUCUCUGAGAGCACAGUGUUUACAUGUUUACCUGUAUUUAAGAUUUUUGUAAAAAGCUAUGAAAAACCUCCAAUGAUUAAAUGUGGGCCUAUUCGGUAUGCUCCCUAUAGUGUCAUUCUGAGCCAACAUACGUGAUACUUCCGGCAACAUUCCCAGUUUUCUUGUCCCUCCAUCAAAUCCCGUUUGGUGCGGUGGGAAGAGGGCUGUCCUGAGAAGAAACGAUUGUUUAUAAAACACAUGACAAAGCACGCAUAUGCUCAGGAGAACCCAAUUUUGUUUUAACAAUUUUUAAUCAGUGUGUAUAAAAACCUUGACAGGACCUUAAGCAUGGCUCGUUUCUACCAAAUGUGUCGCCCAAUCAGAAAACUAAAACAAAAACAAACAAAACACCAGACCUUUUUCUUUUUUUCUUUUUUGAGGGAAAGUGGGGGGGGGGGAGGGGAUAUGACUUUCUAAACACUUUUGUCACAGCUUCAAGAGUGAAUAUUUAUCUCUUUUGUUGUUAGUUUUACUAAGUAUUGAGGUAGAAGACACACAGAUUUAAAACAUACAUUAUCUUUCUGCGGACCACAAAGUCAGACUGCUAGAAGAAAGCCAUUUAGUUCUCUGACUUCUGCCCUGCAAAAAUACUGGACUUAGCACAUAAGAGUUGGAAAUACUAAUUUCAGAAACUCCAUUUGAUUUUACUUGUACUGUCUCUUUGAGACUGUCAUGUGGUACAGUGUCCUUUAUAAGGGACAUCUUAAUCUAGUCAUUAUUUUAUCUUUCAUUCAACUGUUUUGUGGUGAAAGUUCUAGUCUGUUUGAAUACAAUCUGUACAAAAACCAGAAUGGCCCAAAGACUUUAACACUGCUUUUAGAAACUGAUGGAUUUGGACUUCUAAAAUAUGAGAUCAAGAAAAUAUUGUCUUUAUCUGUACAAAUUGAAAGAGCCAUGUUAAACAUCUUUAAAUAUCUGUUAAUGAAAACAGAUAUAUGUGUUGAUAGUGAUAAACUCAAAACAGAUAAUAGUGCUCAUUUGCCCAUUACACACACACACACACACACACACACACAGACACACACACACAAUGGACGUUUAGCUAGCCCAUCACUGGUUGUAAAUUUUAAAUGACGUGUGGUGAAAUAAACAUAUGGAAAUCCUA